CGUGAUCGCGAUCCUGCUACUGUAGAAGAUCUUGUACUGGAUGGAUGCGAAAGUGCCGAAAUUGAGGGCAUCACCGAUAAACUCAUAAACCUUCAAAGUUUGAGUAUGGUUCACGUUGGCUUGCAAAGCCUCAAGAACCUUCCAAAGCUGCCACAGCUGAGUAAGUUGGAUAUCUCAGACAACAGCAUCGCUGGUGGGCUUGAGCAUGUGGCCAACAACUGUCCGGAACUGCUUCAUCUCAAUCUUGCCUCAAACAAAAUUGGAAAAGUGGAGGAUCUGGCACCCUUGAAAAAACUUAAACUGGCCGAGUUGGAUCUGUUCAACAACCCGGUAACAGAAGGGGCGGCAGAAAGUGAAUACAGAUCCAAAGUAUUCGAAGCAAUUCCAUCUUUGCAAAUUCUCGAUGGAGCCGAUAUAAAUGGCGAAGAGGUUGAUGAUUCGCUCGAUGGAGAGGAUGAUUUGGGUGAUGAAGAUAGUGGAGACGAGUCUGGCUCUGACAUUGAUGGACCUGGAUUGAGCUAUUUGGACAACAGCCAACUCGUAAGUUUGAAUAUUCUCUUGAUACAAAACUAA
Molecule: messenger RNA, 573 nt
Organism: Strongylus vulgaris
Lineage: Eukaryota; Metazoa; Nematoda; Chromadorea; Rhabditida; Strongylidae
Source: the annotation of a GenBank genome assembly